Messenger RNA from Rubroshorea leprosula, 394 nucleotides. Lineage: Eukaryota; Viridiplantae; Streptophyta; Magnoliopsida; Malvales; Dipterocarpaceae. The record is from the annotation of a GenBank genome assembly.
ACAUCUUUGGCUUGCUCAUACACAACAAAAGCAACCUAUACCGUUGCUUUCUGCCUCUUAGGGGAUCGCUUAUCCCCGUCGCUCUUCCUUUACCAACCUCCUUAAAACAUGCCGCAGAUGCCCGUGUCUUCCACUCCUUGCGCCUCUAUCAAACCCUCUUUCCUCAGCGUUCUACCCCGGCUUGAACUGGUGGUAUUCCCGUACGAGACCAAGCUUCCUCCCCUACAUAGCCGCUCCCUUGCAACCUCCCCACCUGGCUCAGCCCGUCAAGAUGCAGCUUUAGCCUUUUCACCUGCCCCCUACACCCUCCCUUUCCCACACAGCAGCCGCACCGCACCACUCAGCCUCUUCCCCAAAUAAAUUAGAAAUCAAAAAAUAUAAUCAAUUAGCAAUU